Paralichthys olivaceus (Japanese flounder) is the source of this 3573-nucleotide messenger RNA. NCBI's taxonomy places the organism in Eukaryota, Metazoa, Chordata, Actinopteri, Pleuronectiformes, Paralichthyidae. The record is from RefSeq and is a predicted model, not a curated record.
UUUCUGCCCAAGGGACGAAUCAGUAACGAGUACGCAAGGAAGUGACGCGACUUGGUGUUAGAGCUAACCAAUCCGGUUAGAGAAGGCGGGCCCUUCCGCCUGGAGCAGCGUCGUUCACAACCGACACAGAGCGAAGCUGAAGCAGCAGUGGGAGUAGUGAGAGGGAUGUCUCAAGAGGAUGAACCCCAAAGUCCCGCCCGUGUAUUCAGCUCUACGGCAGAGGGCGUCACCGCGAGUCUUAGCGAGCCAGAUCGACCUCAGGAGCUGGGGAGAAGAAAGACACGCAGCGGUCUCCAGACAAGACCCCCAGAGGAUGACGUCAGCUGUCAUGGAGCUUCUGCCAGCGGAACCAGCCCCUUCCUGAAAACACUGAUGGACGCGGAAGCAGCUGCCAACUCUGCUGCCGUGCAACUCGUGUCUUUUAAAGAUGCGAUGGAGGAUGAGUUUGCUGAUUCGAGGCAGUCCGCCAUGGACAAGCGCCGAGCUACGAGGCAGAGAGGACUCCUGCUGGAGAAGUUGGAGGAUUUCAGACGAAUAAAUAAAUCUGUUCGACAGAAGCUGAAGCAGCUGCAGGAAGCGGAGGCUGAUCGAAUUGAUGCCAACCAACAUACUGAGAUGUUAAUGAAGAAGAUAACACAGGCUGAAAGUGAAAAUGAGCGUUUAAACCGAAAUUUGACUGAGACAGAAAGAAGAUUCGAGGAGCUGAUGGCUCUGCGGAGAGAAGAGCAGGAGAACGUGAAGACUGCCACUCACAUGACAAAGUCUGUGGAGGCGACUCGGACUCACCUGCAGGAGCAGCUUCGCACCAAGGACGCUGAGAACAAUCGUCUGACGGCACGGCUGCGGACUCUGGAAAGAACCCGGACUGAGCAGAAGAUGGAGAUUAAAGAUCUGAGAGGAUCCAUCAACGCUUUAAAUGAGACGGCAGCAAAGGACAAAGAAUCUCUAAAGAAAGCCACAAGAGCACAGAAACUGAGAGCCGAGAGAUUUGCAUCUGCUAUUGAGAAAUGUUAUGCACAGCUAAGGGAAAAGGAUGCUCAGCUGGUCAGUGCCUGUUCGGAAAGAGACUCCAGGAGACGGCAGAAGGAGCAGCAGACGGAUGAGAAGGACAAGCUCGAGGCUCAUAUAGACUUUUUGAAGAGUCAAAUCACGGACUUGACAGCGAGGCUGCAGAAGGAGAGGGAUGAGCUGACCGCGGCUCGUGACACCGUGAUGCAACGCGUUGAAAAACUCUGCGCUGAAAACAGAGACCUCCGCAUCAAUAAUGCAGCACUUGAGGCAUCAGUCGCUCGGUUGGAGCAGCAGCUGAAUGAUUGUGAGUCGGCUCUGGUGGAGGAGAAGGUCGAGUCGCAGGAGAGGAAACAUCAAGCUGAACAGUGUCAAUAUCAGGUCGCAGAACUUCAAGUUGAGAUCAAUGAUAUGAGGAUAAAAUAUGGAAAUAUUUUAAGAGAGACGGAGAAGACGAGGGAUGGGAAAGAUACAGAAGUUGAGAAGAUGGGAAGUCAGACUACAUUGCUGAGAUCAUCGUUGGGCAUGAAAGAGUCCAUUCACGAGGCCAACGUUAAACUACAAGAGAGAAUUAAUUCGGUUCAAAAGCAGAUGGAGAGGCUGCAGCAGGAGAACCUGGAGCUCGUACGGAGGCUGGCAGCUCAGGAGGAAGCUCUGAGCUACAGCAACCAGCAGCUGGAUCAGCGCUCGUCGGAGAGUCAGGCCCUCACCCGGCAGCUGGAGGCGGCUUUAUCAGACGUUCAACAACAGGUCAAAAAGGUCAAAGAGCAGAAUCUCUCCAGAGAAGAGAGUCUUCAGACUAAAAUCCUGCAGCUGGAAGCUGAGAAGAGCAGAAGAGAUAAAGAGCUGAGGCUUCUCCGCCAGAGUAAACUGACUGCAGAGCGACAGUUCGAGGUGCGUCUGAAGGACCUGCAGCUCAGCCUCGACCAAUCAGAGAGCCACAAAAAAAGCAUUCAGAACUACGUCGACUUCCUGAAAAACUCCUAUCAGACCAUGUUUGAUGAGGGACUGCAGACUUCCACAGUUACAUCCUCGUAUUUCCUAAAAUAAUUCAGGGUUCAUCCUUUGAUAUUUAAAUUUUUGUAUUUAUUUAUGGGUUUACUGUAAUAUAUAUUUUUUAGGUUUUAUUACCUCAAUUUAGCAAAAACUGGUGAAUCAAUUUCCAUGAAACUUGGUGGAAGGAUGUCAGGAAAGAGCCAAUAAUAUUUUGGUAUGGAUCCAAAUCACUAGGCGAAACCAGGAUUUUUUUUUCACUGUCUUUUCAUCAUCAAUCAUUUCCAUUGAUUUCUCAGGGAACAAUUCAUGGAUCCUGAUGACAAGAAAAAGUCUGACAUCUUCAGGGGACUGAUAUUUAUGAGUCUGAGCAAUCCAUAACAUCCAAAUACAAUCUGGAUCGAGUGAACUUAAAUUUUGGAGUUAUGCACGCUACUAUUCUACUUUUUACUGAUGGUCUGUUCUUUUAUUUAUGACUUGGCUACCUUUGGGUUUAAAAUGUUAGUGAGAUAAAACAAGUAAUCUUUACUCAAUUUCCUCAACCUGAGAUUUCGUAGAUGACAUCUAAUAAAUAAAUAAAUAAGGUGUCUCCUGCUGGUAGAGGAAAUGUGCCACUAGGUGGAACUGUUCAUCUUUUCUCCCCUUUUAAAGAAUCUUACUUUCAUACACAAAGUUCAGUGUCUGUGAGUGUGACAUUAUAUUAUGACAACAAUGGUUAACCAAUACAAUUAGUGCUAUAAAACCAAAUGCGUAGGUGCAAGUGCCCCAGCUAAGUCUACAUGUGGUACAAUAGACCACAUUUAACAUGGUGCUUGAACGUGAUUAUACUUCCAGCUUUACUCCCACCCUCUCACCCUGAUUUUGAGCCAUGACACGGAAAAUGCUCUCUUUACCGCCUCCCUGUUUGAGCAUCGUCUUUUAUCUGUAGCAACAAUAAUAAUAAGGAAUGUGCGAUGUGUAUUGAAUGUGUUUAUGUUCUUGUUUCUCACUUGGACGUGGAGAUUAAUUAGUUUAAAAAUCUUUAAUUUAACUGUCAAGUUUGUGCCUUUAGGGCUGCAAACACAGUCGCAGAGAUUCAAUACUGGGAUAUUUCCAAACCUCUGAUACUGGUUUGCAUUCAGGCUUUUGUACUAGAAGUUUUUAUAUUACUGCUCAGGGGCAAAGAAGGUUGAAGGAAUCUGCUGCGGCACGAUUUUGCCAAAAGGCAGAACUAUUGGUCUUAUGCCGCGCUUAUUGGAUCUUGUCAUUGCUUGAUUUGUGGUUCCACACUGUGUCUAUGGCAAUAAACCACCGUGGUCCUGACCACUGUGAGGCCCUGCUGUGUCUCUGCAGCGGGCGUUUUCCCCCGGGUGAGCAGUGCUCCUCUCAAAUUCUCAAAGACAAAGCUCUAUUGUGUUCACUGUCAAGGGAUGGAACCAUUUCAUCUGCGUGUGCGUCAGUAACCCUGUUUUUCCCCCCUUUGCCCUUGUUCUCAGUAUUCUGGUUCUUGCCUGUUUACGCAAUUCUGUUGAUCAUUCACUGGGAAUUGGCUUUCUUUGCUUUUUUUUGUUGGAAAAUAAACUUACAUCUGGC